UAAUAAGCAUAUUUGAAAUAAUAAUUUGUAAAAAUGUCAGACAGUGAUAGUUCAAGUCUCCAUGAAAAAGGAAGAGAAAGCUCAAGCAGUAGCCCUGGUGGUAGUAAAUCAAGCAGACAUCGUAGAAAAAGAUCCUCUAGUUCAAGUCAUUCUAAAAAAUCUGAUAGGAGAAAGAAAAGUACCAGCUCAGAUGCAGGAACCUACGAAAUCAGAGUUCAAAAUCUAACUAAAAACGUACUAAAAGAGCAUCUAGAUGAGAUUUUCUCCCAUUGUGUGAAAGUAAAGACCGUUGACCUAAAUAUCUCCAAAUAAAGAGGCUUAUAUAACCUUAAACACCCCUGAAGAAGUAAAAAUUGCCAUUUCAACCAUGAACGAGGGUCAAAUUGAUGGAAGCCCCAUAAAAGUUGCAGAAUCUGAGAAAUCAAAAAGAGAAAAGAAAAAAUUCAAAGAAGACGACCUAAAAGACACUCUCAAAAGGAUCGAGUCCAGAAGAAAAGAACAAAGAAAGAGGGACAAACCAAGGUAUGAUGACAGAAGAAGGAGAAGACAUAGGUCAAGAUCUAGAGACAGGAAGAAGAGGAGAGCCUCCUCUUCCUCAUCCUCAUCUUCGUUUUACUCUUCAUCCAGAAGGAGUUCAUCCAGAUCUUCUAGAUCUUCGUAUUCAAGGUCCUCUAGUAGUAGUAAGAGCAGGAGAAGGUCGAGGUCUUAGAUCAGUAAAGGGGACUUAAAUUGUGAAGAGGUCAAAUUGAGGUGACUAAAACAUAUUCAAUAUUGGUGUUC
Molecule: messenger RNA, 780 nt
Organism: Moneuplotes crassus
Lineage: Eukaryota; Ciliophora; Spirotrichea; Euplotida; Euplotidae
Source: the annotation of a GenBank genome assembly